ACGUUACGUACGGGGUGUCAUUCCAUUCCGGCCAGCCAACGGAGAACGUACCCUACGAUUCGGUUUUGCGCUUUUUGUUGUUGUGUGCGAACAGCGCCUUGUGAUACGAGUUUUGUGUCUCGAACACGUCGCUACUUUGCCAAACGUUACGUUUGGCUGAUCGUUAUACUUACCGACGCGAAAAUCGACAACUACCGCAAGCGUUACCAGGUGUUGUAGUGCAGUGGUGUGUUACGGGAUUAGUGCGUGUGGUUGCGUUAUUUUUUGUUCCUGUGGGUUCUUCAGUCGUGCGUUAUCGCGAACAGUGCGCGACCGAAAAAAGUGACAGUUUAUUUUGUUAUGGUUUUUCAUCUUUUGUUGUGGCGUGGCGUGAAUUGAUCUGCAUCUAGUUAGUAUCGAUGUGUUAGCAAGGAUAAAAGCGGAACGCUCUGUACACGAGAGGCGACCGAUCUUUAAACCCACCGUUCAAAUUUAAUCGCUAGUGCCGUUUUUUUUUUGGUGUUCGUAUGUUCGUGCUUCCAAUCUAGCGGAUUGGCACACAAAACAACAAAAAAAGAAGGAAGCUUCCAUAACCGUGUUGGAGCAACGAUUUACCACAAGCAACAAUUCCGCUUUCUACAAUCAAACCAAAAAACGGCCAGAGGACCAGAGCAGUUUGACAGCGCGAUAUUACUAACACGACAAGUGUACGAUCGUUUUAUGCAUUAUUUUUUUGUUUUGGUGUUGUGCGUGUGUUUGUCUGUGUGCGUCCCAACACUGAUAACCGGGGACGUAAAAGACCGGCAAUAGCUCAAUCAAAUAUCGUCAACCACUCAAUAGCGUGAGGAGAGUUUAAAGAGGAACGUUUUGACCGGAUUGACUUCUAAGCCAAAGUCUACUUUUCCUUCCGUGCUGCACCAUGAUGAACGAUCCGGCCGCCCUCGGGAUGAUCCCGUUCGAUACGAUCGGGCUGUACGAGCAGCCGAAGCCGCGGUUUAUCUUUAAGAUGCCGCGCGUCGUACCGGACCAAAAGUCCAAGUUUGAAAGUGACGACCUGUUCAAGAAGCUAAGCCGCGACAGCGAGGUUCGAUAUACGGGCUUUCGCGACCGUCCAAUCGAGGAACGGCGGGGCCGUUUCCGGGCGGGAUGCUGCGAAGGCCACACGGAAGUGUCAUUCGCUGCCACCGGCAUUAACCUGCAGCUCGUCUUCAACCCGAACCAUGGCCUCUACCACCACCCGCACCAUCACCACCAUCACCAUCCCGCUCAUCUCGGGCUGGAAAAGGAGUGUGACUUCGAUAAGGAGCACGGCAAGGUUCACAUCAAAUCCCACUUCAUCAUGAACGGUGUGUGCGUGCGCUUCCGGGGUUGGCUCGAUAUGGAGCGUUUGGACGGUAUCGGUUGUCUGGAGCUGGACGAGAAGCGUGCCGCCCAGGAGGAUGCGAUCCUGCGGGAACAGCUCGAGCGGUACAACCAGCGUUUGCGCGACUUCGAGGACAAGCAGCGCACCUACCAGCGCACCACGCAGGACGAGUUCGAGCAGAUGCGCCGGAACGGUUCCGGCAUUGGGGUGGGCGUGACGGCCGGUGCGUCCGGCAUGUGGAGACGAUAAGCCGAGGACAGGCCGUGGGCGCUGUGGACAGAACGUGCCAAAUCAAAAAAAAAACCAACAAGAAUGUAACGGAGAUCUACCUAAGGAACGCUUUACAACAUCAGCGCCGGCACCCCGCCCCGCUCACAGAGCGCAUCGGUGUGCUGUGGUUCGACGCGCCCGAGGCGCAUUACUCGUUCCGGGCAUCACAACACCAGUAACGGUGCCUAGCGUUGCUAGCGGGUAGUUCGACAUCGACAACCGUCAACCUUGGGUCUUGGAGACCCAUUUGGUCCAGAUCUGUCAAACUAGGGACUUGCGGUGAGUGUGUGUGUGUGCUCUGCUCUGCCGUGCUUUCGGUACACAUUUCCAGUGAAGAUACCGUCAAGUUCUACCCCACCCCCACCCCCCUCCCCAUCUUUAACACAUACAUCCACACGCACAAAACCCAAUUACACUUAUAGGUUAAGAAUCCUCCUGUUACAACCCAAAAUAAGCUAGCGAACCACGAGAUUAGGCUCUUCAUCUCUUUCUCCCUGCCAGGAAGAGUAUAAGCUCGAGCCAAAAUGGAAAUAGAUAUAUGGGACACACCCCGAAUAUUCGCUAGCUUUGUUUGUAUAUUGUAUAUUUGUAAAUCAUCUGUGUUAUGGAUUAUUAAUUAUUUGUACACCCUGUUUCCACCCUGACCACCCUGUCCUUAUUAUAUCCUCCUUUUUCCAUUUCCUGGUGUAUUCUCACAAAAACCGAGGUUUGUCUCGGAUUUUUUUUAACUUCCAAUGAAGCAUCUCCUACCGCUACACUGUGUCGUGUAGCAGACUGGAGACACGCAUGCAACAUUUGUGAGAAACCGGCAUAGUGUGUGUGUGAUGGAUUUUUCUUCAGUAAAAAUUGUGCAGCUUGAAGUAUCCCAGAAAAAAAAGACCAAAAAAAAAAGGAAAAACUUCAUGAAUUAUGUUAAGGAAUGAGGAGGGGGCAGCGUGCAGAGGAUGGGGGAUGGGGGAAGGGAAAGGAAGAAAUGUGGGGCCGAGAUUGAUUCGUGGCAAAAGGGGUUUAGAGCUUAGCUGUAAGACUAGAGAGAAGUAAUUAUACGGAAAAAAGCGGAGCGCCAGAACAAUUGUACAUUAAGUUUUUAAGUAAAAGUAACAUUUUAAUGUGAAUAGCUCAAAACAGAGGGAAAGAGAGCGAAAGAGAGAGAGAGAAAAUCUAACAGUAACAAAGGGACAUGAAGAGAGGUUACAACAACAAGAAAAAAGUUGUUUGCACACAAAGAUACCAAACACACAAAUGGGUACGGCGUAAUGCGGGGGAGGGGGGCAGGAAGGGUAAGACGAAAUACUCUGCAAAACGUGAAACGCAAGAAAGUGACAGCUUUCCAGCCAAUGUAAACGUAAAUUUCGUUUUCUUCCAUUGUGUCCGUACCAAAUGCCAAAACAAAACUCUUAACGGUAUAGCAAAACAAAAACAAAACAAAAAUAAAACAAAAAGUAGACGUUUCCACACGUAUAACACGGAUGGGUUUUGCGGUAGUAUGAGGCAGGGAGGGGAAAAAGAAAACAUGUGUAUAUAUUAAUGAUUUAAGCGAAAUGGUAAAUUCAAUUGACGUAAAACGAACAAAACAUAGAGAAGGUAAAUGUAGAGCUGAACGUUUUUAGAUGCGAUACUAGUUCCGGGCAAAAAAGGGACACGAACAAGAUAGAAAGAAGCAAAAAAAAACAAACAAAAUUGAAGAAAAACAAACAAAAAAAACAACAAACAGAAAUGAAACGUUGCACAACACAACAGCAAAGAACAAAACACUCUCUUAGAAAGAACAGAUCGAUAUUAUAAAAAAAAACUUCGUUUAAAACAAAACAAGGAAAACAAAGAAAUGAAAAAAUGUCUUAGAAAAGCGACUAUUUAUGAAAACAAAGCAUAAAUAGAUAGGGACCGAGAGAGAAAAAAAAAGAGAAUGUGGAUGAACUGAAACCAAAAAGAAAACAGAAACAGCAAAAAACCGAAUCUGAAACAACCCGAAAAGAAAAACAAGAUAAAAUACAUUUUAAGAAACGCAUUAAACAAAAACAAAACCAUAGAACAAUUAUUCGUUUUUUUGGGGCAAGUGAUAUCAUAAAUGUAUCCUUUUGUUUUUCUUCCAACCUUCUGAUAUUUCCAUUUUUGUUUUACUUUAUUGUUUAUUUUGCACUCCCUCCCCUACCUUCCCCACCCUUCUCUCACAAACUGAGUACUGAUAGUGUUAGCUGUACCGGGAAUGUGUGUGAGUGUGUUUUUUUGUUCUUUUAUUUAAUGAUAAUCGUUAGCGAAACAAAACAAGAUUCACUCACUAGUAUGUAAUAAUAUUAUUAUAGUUAUUAAUUGAUGCUGAUAUAAAUAUAUUUUAUAUAUUUGCCUUUUAAAACGCUUUCGUUGUCUGUUUUCUUUUUUUUCCGUUCCAUUUGCGCUACUUUCGUAUUUUGCAAAAGGUUUUUUUUAGGGUUUUUAAGCAUAUUUAUUUACAAAAACAAAAUCCGAAUUCUAGACGAUUGGUUUAUGCAGGGUAAGGAAAGAAGUGAAACAUUGAAGGAAAUAUUCGAAACUGUAACACUCGCUCAAAUCUAUUUUUUUUUAAUUUUCUAAAGAAAAUGGAAAAUUUUUCAGCAUAACGUAUCUUUUCACCGUGGAGAAAAUACAUGUGUUUCCCAUUUGCCCACUAGAAAGUUGUUGCACAAGAAUGAGAGAAGACUAAAUGCCCCAUCCUGCCUUUCCUUGUUCCUUCCCACUUUACACCACAUCACAGAUAGGCAAAAACAGAAAGAAUAUAAGAAAUCGACACAAAACCCAAUAGAAAUGGAAAAAGUUUGCCGAAAAAUGGAAACAGAAAACAAAACAAAUCGAAACUAAACUAAUUGUAUCAUCCAGUAGGAAGUAAGAAGGCAAAACAAUGGAAACCUAGCAAAUAAGCUGAUGUUUCAAAAACCGAAUGAAACAAAAAAACACUAAACAAACAAAACUGAAACCGAAAUAGAGAUUUCUUUUUGUUACGUAUAUCCUACGAUGAAAAACAAA
This is a messenger RNA of Anopheles funestus (African malaria mosquito), 4612 nucleotides long. RefSeq names its product protein big brother (gene Bgb). Bases 899 to 1591 code for a protein of 230 amino acids. Gene Ontology annotation, molecular function: transcription coactivator activity; sequence-specific DNA binding. The transcript is spliced from 3 exons. Gene Ontology annotation, cellular component: nucleus; core-binding factor complex. The record is from RefSeq and is a predicted model, not a curated record. Gene Ontology annotation, biological process: regulation of transcription by RNA polymerase II. NCBI's taxonomy places the organism in Eukaryota, Metazoa, Arthropoda, Insecta, Diptera, Culicidae.